Penaeus monodon (black tiger shrimp) is the source of this 6590-nucleotide messenger RNA. RefSeq names its product ras-related protein Rab-40C-like (gene Rab40). The transcript has 5 exons. Lineage: Eukaryota; Metazoa; Arthropoda; Malacostraca; Decapoda; Penaeidae. The record is from RefSeq and is a predicted model, not a curated record. Bases 652 to 1479 code for a protein of 275 amino acids. Gene Ontology annotation, molecular function: GTPase activity; GTP binding. Gene Ontology annotation, cellular component: plasma membrane; endosome; synaptic vesicle. Gene Ontology annotation, biological process: protein localization to plasma membrane; intracellular signal transduction.
GCUGCCCUCUGCACUCAGCUGUUUGUUUUGUUGACGAGCGGAGUCUGGCUCGUGUGCUUAUAUUCUCGGCUUAUUACAUUCGUGGCCGCCUCUGACAAGCCUCCAGUGAAGCCCUCUCGCUUUCCUAGGAUCAGAUAAGUGAAGUGGCCGCGGCGAGAGAGGCGGAAGCGAGGAAAGGCGAGGGAGCGAGAGCAACUUUCACAGUGUUAACGCUUGGUGGAUGUUGUGUGCGUGUGUUGGUGGUUGGCCUUGGUGUGUUUGUGUAUGGGUGAGCUCUGUCUGCGGGUGUGUGUGAGCUCUGCUUGUGUUUGGGCUAACCUGGCCCAUGCACACAACGUGAAAAAGUCCGUGGUGUGGAAACUUAAGGACAGCAAGGACUGGUGAGACCAAGUCAAGGAGCUCCUCAAGGAAUACCAGAGAAAGCAGAAUCCAAAGAAAGCCCUUUCUGCUUGCUUAGAGAUAUUAUCUGAUCAGUGACUAUGUGGCCUUAUUUGAAGAACAAGUUUGUAACCUUUGGACAGAGUAAUGAGGUUGUUCUCGCUGAGGCCAGCGCCACGUCCUGUUAAUUAACGAACUCAAGUGUUUGUUGUCGUGAAGUCCACAAUAGUGUCUCUCAAUGGGUGCAUCGGUAAUUCCAAUUCGAGUGAUGAGAUGAGCAUGAUGUCGGACGGAGGGGGGCCGGGGGGUGGGGGGGAGUCCAGCAAGCCGUACGAUUACCUCCUCAAGUUCCUUCUGGUGGGAGACAGUGACGUCGGGAAGCACGAGAUCCUUCAGCCCUUGGAAGAUGGUUCCACCGAGUCGCCCUUCUGUGUUGGCAGCGGACACAAGACGACCACAAUCCUGCUGGACGGGAAGAGGGUCAAGUUACAGCUGUGGGAUACAUCCGGCCAAGGAAGAUUCUGCACCAUUAUAAGAUCUUAUUCUCGAGGUGCCCAGGGUAUCCUCUUGGUGUAUGAUAUCACCAACAAGUGGUCAUUCGAGGGCUUAGAUCGAUGGAUGAAGGAAAUUCAGGAGCAUGCUCCAGGUGUGCCGAAGGUAUUGAUUGGGAACCGACUUCACUUAGCUUUCAAGAGACAGGUGAGCCAAAGCCAAGCAGAACAGUAUGCAGCCAAAAACCACAUGAACCUAUUUGAAGUUAGUCCACUAUGUGACUUCAAUAUUGUCGAGAGUUUUACAGAACUCUCACGGUUGGCUUUAAAACGGAAUGGGAUGGAGAGACUCUGGAGAGCGAAUAAAGUGUUAACGCUCCAAGAACUUUGUAGUAGAGCCAUAGUUGCAACAACAACUGUGUACGGUAUUGAACACUUGCCACUACCACACUCAAUCAAGUCACACCUCAAAAGCUAUACCAUCCAUAAUCAUGCUACAAGACUCAGACAGGGGAUUCCAUUAACUGAUAAGCACAAAAAGAAGCACCUGAUGAUCCCAGGAGACACCACAACAUCCUGUGUCAACACUUCCACUUGUGUUAUCUGCUAGUCACAACUUGGGGUUAUCUACUGGUGAUUUGCCAAGUCACAGCCUUCUUUAACCUGUCAGCUUGAAGUUAAAUGUUAUUACCAUAUCAGCUCACAAGUCACUGUCACCUGCAAUUCUUCAUUGUCUGUUGUUGUUUGUGUAUGAUAGGAUUUUAUUGAUAUAAUAUAUAGAAUUCAGCAUUGGCAUAACUAUAUAAAGAUAAAGAAAUUUAUUAAUGAAAUACUGAUUUAGUGUGAUAGCACAAUGAAAGUUUUGCUAUGUCUAUCUUUAGCAUCUGUAAGUAUUAAACAUGAAGCGCACAUGAUGUCAUAUAUACAGUUAGAAUUAUAAUCAGUGUAGUAGCCAAUGUCAUUUUUGUAAUUACCACCAUUAAGGUAUCACAGAUCGUGUUGAAAUUGUAGUCCAUGUACAGAAGCAUUAAGGCCUGAUAUGGCAUAUGAUUAAUCCCAUCAUUGAUAUGUGUAUCAUUCUACAAAUUCAUAAUACACAAUGUAAAUUGUUUUGUAGCUGCAACAAUUUUAUGUCUAGAUAAGAAAAUGAUUUUCUAGAUGUGGAGCUAUUAAAUCAGAUUAAAACAGAUUUUGAAAUAAUUUUUGAUAAGUCUGCAUAUUGAAGAUUUAUUGUGGACAUGAUGGAAUAUGUUUAUUUGAAUUUGAAAAUGAAGGUUUUGAAGUUUCAUUUUAGAUAUAAAUAUAUAUUUUUUAUGAUUUUAUUAAGAUUGCUGGUGACACUGUGUAUCAUUAAGUUAAUGAUAUAAUGAUCUGAUAUGCUAAAAUUUUAUUUUGUAACAUUGUAUAUUACAGUGAUUUUCAGUUGCAUGUGUGUAAUGGAAGAUAUAUUGUAAUUAAAGUAUGAAAGAAACCAAAAAAUGGAAGGUGAGAUAUGGCAGUUGAUUGGCAAUGUUCAAAGCAAUGACUAAAAGUACUUGUAGUAACAUAAGUGAAAUUACAAGCAUAUGGUCUGGGAAUACUGAAAGUCUGUUUCCUAUUACAAUAUGUGAUACAAAGAGGAAAAGAGUUGUGCUCAGGUGAAAUGUAAAUUCUACUGAAUAGGGAAUUGACAACAAAAUUUACCAACAGUUGUAUGAAAGAGUAUGCUGUAGAAAAAACAGUGAUAUGAUGCCAAUUCAACAUGUAUUGCAUUGAUACAAAAUGCCCUCCUUGCUUACCUGUAGAAUUUGAGACAUUGUGAGAUAAUGAUUGCAGUAAUAAAAAAAUGUAUAUAUAUAUAACACAGCUUCACUGCAUUUGCAUUAUUGUAUUCAUAGAUGCAAAAAAUGGAAGAGAAACAUUGUUAAAGCAUACUUUUGUGUUGUGUAUUUAUAUUUACAUCAUAUAAGGCACUUAGUGACUUCAGCUUUCUUUAUUUGUUUUGAAGAGGAGUGAUAAUUUUUUGCCUUUAGAAAUGUGUUCUGCAAAGGAUAGAAAGACAGUGAAAGCUAUCUUAGGUACAUAAUAAUGAUACUUAAGGUAUUUAAUAAAAAAAAUGAAAUUUAAAAGAAUAGAACAUAGUCAAGAUUGAGAUUAUGCUUAGAUAUUAGGAUGAUAUUUUAUUUUUAUUUGUAUUCUUAAUAAUUGGCUUCAUGUGGCAGCUUUUUCUGUGAUUAGUCAGUAAUAUUUUAGCUCAACCUUUAUUAUCUGUUAAUAAUACUGUUGUUCUACAGGCAUUUUGCUUGUAAUUAAUUUAUUAAUCCAUGAGCAAUACUAGGAAGAACAAAUGUUUUUGUACUUUGUGUUAGGUUUCGUAACUCGUUUUCUUUUUAAUCUGCUUUGCUGAUGACAUAAACAUUGCAAUUUGGCACAAGCAGAGAAAAUUGUAGGUGUUGCAAGAUGCAUAUAUUCACUCAUAAAUAUUAUUUCGUUUUGUUAAUUUUGCAAGAAGAGUAGUUGCUUCCAAAAGAAACUAUUAUUUUUGGAUAGUAUUCACUUUUUUCCUUGAUAUAGUUAAGUGUUACAAAAUCACUUACUUUUCUACCCUAUUAUUAGGUCUGGUAGCUUUUCUAUCAUGUUUGCUUCUGGGAAAUAAUGUAAUUUUUUUCUUCUAAACAGUAUUAUUAGAUAGGUAAAGUUCUGAAAAUAGAUGGAAGCCUAAUGAAAAUGGAGAUAUUUCAGUUGAGUAUUUUUAAAUAUCUUGUAUUCACAAAUUUAUUAUAUUGAUUAUUUGCAAUUCUUGGGGAAGAAAUGAAAGAAUGGGCAUGAUCAUGGUAGCAGGAGAAAGUAAAGAAAUUGUUUAAUAGUAAAGUUUGAAAUGUAAGAAAGAGUGAAUAUAAAAGCAUUUCAUGUUUAUAUAUUGCAUGAUGUAUUUGACAUAAGAGCUGUGGAAAGGAAGAUCGUGAAAUUGGAUGGCACAGGGAAAUUCCUGCUAGUCGUGUCUUUUGGCAAAUCUCUAACUCUGACGUGAGGCAACUCUCUCUCACCCCACAGAUGUUGUCCUGUCUAUGAAUUGCCCUGAGUGUGUUGGAGCCCUCCUUUAUGUCACAUUAUUGAAUAUUUAUCUACCCUUUUUUGCACUGUUUUGAAAUGGUUCCCAUAGUCAAAUACUUUCACUAUUCGAGGACAGAAUGCAAAAUGCUGAACAUCUUAUUUUACAAUUUGAAUGUAUGCUCUGCAGAAAUCAAAUCUGUUCAGAUCCCUGAUUUUGUCCAUUGUCCAUAACCAAUUUCUUUUGCAGUAUAGCAUAAUUGGGUAAAAGUUUGCAAGAACAGACAGAAAUAUAAUAAAUACAGUAUUUAGUAUUAAGGAGGGCAUAGAAUAUCAGAUUUGAAGAUUAAUGAGGAUAAAUGUUUUUUAUGCAACUGUUAAAAUGUAUGUAUGCAACAGAAAUAUUAGCAUCAUUCAUCACAAACCAAAUAUUAUCUAACCUGCAUUAUCAUAAAGUUUAUGACAUCACUGUUUCUUGUUAAUGGCAUGUUAAUGUUUGUAGUUUUUAAGAAAAUAUUUGAAGAUCCUUUAUAGCACUUGUUGAUGUCACUAGUAUUUCUUGAAUAUUUUCCCUGUUUGUCUGAUUGAAAAAAGAAAGAAAGAAAAGAAGCACAGAAAGUAAGUAGGUAUAUUCAAUCAAUGUUUAAGAAAGUCUGAAGAAUGUGAAACAAUGUUUUGUUAAAGUUCAACAUUUUCUGCAUCAGAUGAUGGUAAUGAAUAUGUCCAGUUAUAAGUAGUUAUCCAUGGAAAUUAAGUAGAGGAGCUGUCUUAUAUAUGCUGCAGGUAAGCAGCUAUGGUCAUCAGAAAGGAUGUUGAAAGUGCACCUGAAAAUUGUCACUCCACUCUGGUAAUGUACAAACUUUUGCCUUCAUCUCUGUAGGCUAGGGAAUUGUAUUGCUGUGAUGUAUUACCUUCUUGAAUGGUAUGUUAACCAAGUUGGUAUGGAUGUUUUUGUUUUCUCUUUAAUUACUGCCACAAUACUCUUUAUUCUUCUUUUACUGUUCAAAUUGUGUGAAAAUAUUUACAGGAUUAAAAAUGUAUGAUUUUCUGGAUUACAGAUGUCAUAUAUAUGAUGUAUUCAUUGGGUAAGAAUGGUAUGCUUCAGUUUAUAGUGAUUUACUUCUUUCUUGGUUUACUGUCAGCACAUUCAUUUUAUUGAUUUUUUUGUAUUUACUUGAGUCUGCUUUUUGGCUAAAAUUAUUUUAAUGUAGAUUGAGCUUGUGGCAAGUAAGAGAAUAGGAAUAAUUCAGUUAUUAACAUGGAUUUUAAUAAUGUCUUGUGUCUCCUUCGUAUUUGAAAUGUCUUGUUUGCUACAAUAUUUUCCUAAACAUUGCAGGUAAUACAACUUAAUUUUAUUUUAUUCAUUUAAAGACUUCUCAAUUAGUCAUUACUCAUACUGAAUAUUCAAGUGCUGUUAGACAGGGCAAAUUGAUUUUAUUAAGAUAUUCGUGAUUCUGGUAAUAACACUGAAUAUUUAUAUAUUUAUUGGAUUAUUUCUACAAUAUUUACAUACCUGCUGAAAGUUUGAAAAUGAAAUAGGAUUCAGAGUAUUUUUUGGUAAUAUAGAAGAAAAGAAAACUUGCUUUGAAGUAGUGAGGAAUUUUGUCCCUUAUUCUUUAGCUCUGCAGCAAUAUUUUUGUCAAUAUUAUUAACUUUAAAACAGAUGACAGCUUGUCCAGAUUCCAUGAUAGGAAUUGGAGGUAACCUAAUGUCCUUUGAAUUCUAAUUUUUCAAGGAGUCUUGUACCUUGUUUUAAGUAAUGGACAUAUGCAAAUAAACUGUGAGUGAAGGUCAUGGAGGUUAUUAUUGUAUUGAGGGUGUAUUUGUAGACUUUGUAUAUAGACCAAAAAGUUUGUCCUGGCUCUAUAGAAAUUACUUAAUGCUACAUCAUAGCUGUAGUUUGUCCAGCUCAUUGAGAAGUGAUAUGCAGAAGGUUUAAGUACAAUGUUUAAAGCACUGCAACUAUACUUGAUAGAUUGUACCACUGCCUUGUUGAUGGAUAGUUUUAUAUUUGCCCUUUAAAUGCAAAGUCAGCUGCUGCAGUGUGAUAAUGAAGGCAUAUGCAUCAACAAAAUUUGGACAAGUCAGUUUGUUGCUGACAGAGCAACCCUGCAUGAAGGUGUAGCAUUAUAGCAGCUCCUGUAAGUGUUAGUGCUGCAGUGUCUUACCACUUUAAAGUAUGUUCACUGCGGCUCUUGUAUGCACUAUAUUAGUUUAGUGGAUAUGGAAUUUUCAAGAGCCACAUUGUAGAACAAUGAACAGUUUGUUUGAAGGUGCAAAAUAGUUCUGAAAUAAGAGUGUUAAACAAGAAAUAGAACCUGUGUGGUUACAGCUCAGUACUUACUCUGGUCCAGUUAUGUAUGUAAAUGAAUCUGUGAAUGUAGCUUGUAUUUCUAAUAACUAAAUCCAUACUUUAUUUCUUUAUAUAAAUUAUGUAUAUUAUUGUUCUGGCUCUGAUGUAAUUUGUUGAAAUUGUUAGUAAAAGAGUACAUCAAAGGCAGACAUAAAGGCAUUUAUAUAACAGGAAAAUUUAAAAUCAUGUUUGCACUUCUUGUUCUGAAAAGGUGGUUCUCCAAUUCCUAAAAGAUCUUUGUAUAUUUUGUACAGAAGUGUCGUGCUUAGUCUGGCAUGUAUUUGUAUAAAAAAAACAAAAAAAGUUUUCAAUAAAAAUACUUAUGAAAAUGACUGUAA